UUUAGGGGAAAAAGAGAAGGAACACAAGAUUCUCCUUCACACUUGCUGCAACUGCAAUCACCACCUGGUUCUCCUCCUCUGAUUCUCUCUUUUUUCUUGGUUUUUGAGUGUAUCAGCAAUCGAACUCACGCCGCAACUGCAAUCACCAGUUGCUUUUUGAGCGUUUGCAUCUCAUGCCGCAACUGCAAUCACCACGACGAGCUCGUUGAGCGUUCCCAUUUUCCAGCAACAGGAAGACAUUGCAUCUCCUAGUCACCCUUUGUUUCAGGUCUUUCCCAUACAUAUAAAGGGAAUUGCUGGAAGCUUGGUGGUCUUGUUGACCUGGUUAGGAGCGGGGUGGUUUCAUAUACUUUAAAAGUUUCGUAUGAGCUGGAGUUCUCCUGGUACUUUGUUUUUCUAUGCUGGAUGUUCCCUCUUAACUAUUCCAUUUGUAGCAAAAGUAGUCUCACAAUCUCAAGGCUUGUCCUUCCCAAACACAGUGGCCGGUUCCUCCGUUUCUCAACCUCACCCUCGUACGACGUAGGAGCCUGCAUUGCCUCCCUUCAAUCAUGUGCCCACAACACAAACCUCUCCAAAGGCAAGGAGCUCCAUUCCCACUUGCUCAAAAAUGGCCUAUUUUCAUCCCCACUCGCCACCACAAGCCUCAUCAACAUGUACUCCAAGUGUACCCUCAUGGACCAUGCCCUUAAAGUUUUCAACUACCCCACCCAUCAUGACAAAAAUGUCUUUGCCUACAAUGCAAUCAUUGCCGGAUUCGUAGCAAACAGGCUUUCCCGAGAUGGGUUUGGUCUUUAUAGGCAAAUGCGGCAUCUGGGUGUUGUUCCUGAUAAGUUCACUUUCCCAUGUGUGAUCAGAGCUUGUGGUGAAACUGCGGAGGAUUCGGAGGUUGAGAAGAUUCAUGGGUUGUUGUUUAAACUUGGAUUGGAAUUGGAUGUGUAUGUUGGCAGUGCUCUGGUUAAUACUUAUUUAAAGUUUGGGUUGGUGGAGGAAGCGCAUGAGGUGUUUGAGGAAUUGCCUGUUAGAGAUGUGGUGCUUUGGAACUCAAUGGUUAAUGGGUAUGCCCAGAUUGGGCACUUUGAGGAGGCCCUGGUGGUGUUUAGGAGGAUGAGGGAAAAUGGGGUGGUUCCUUGUAGAUAUACAGUUACUGGUGUUUUGUCUAUAUAUUCUGUGGUCGUGGACUUUGACAAUGGACGAGCUGUUCAUGGGUUUCUGACAAAAAUGGGUUAUGCCUCAAGUGUUGUUGUUUCAAAUGCACUGAUUGAUAUGUAUGGGAAGUGCAAGUGUACUAGUGAUGCCUUGAAUGUAUUUGAGGUGAUGGAUGAGAAAGAUAUCUUCUCAUGGAACUCGAUAAUGUAUGUUCAUCAACGGUGCGGUGAUCAUUAUGGAACUUUGAGGCUUUUUGAUAGGAUGCUAGGAAACAGGAUUCAGCCCGAUUUGGUUACAGUCACAACAGUACUGCCAGCCUGUACUCAUCUAGCGGCCCUGAUGCAUGGCAGAGAGAUACAUGGGUAUAUGAUUGUAAAUGGAUUGGGGAAGGAAGGGAGAAACAGUGAUUUUGAUGAUGUUAUAUUGAGCAAUGCUUUGAUGGACAUGUAUGCGAAAUGCGGAAACAUGAGAGAUGCUCGCAUGGUUUUUGAUAAUAUGGGAGAGAAAGACAUGGCCUCAUGGAACAUCAUGAUCACGGGUUAUGGAAUGCACGGUUAUGGCGAUGAGGCAUUGGAUACGUUUUCUCGAAUGUGUCAAGCUCGUAUGGUACCUAAUGAAAUCAGUUUUGUUGGAUUGUUAUCUGCGUGCAGCCAUGCUGGCAUGGUAAAGGAGGGGCUUGAGUUUCUUGCAGAAAUGCAGUCAAAAUAUGGUGUUACACCAUCUAUUGAACACUACACCUGUGUGAUUGACAUGCUUUGUCGAGCCGGGCAGCUCGUGGAGGCUUAUGAUUUAUUUCUAACAAUGCCCUUUAAGGCUGAUCCGGUAGGAUGGAGAUCUUUGCUAGCGGCAUGCCGUCUCCACAAGGACACAGACUUGGCUGAGAUUGCUGCAAGUAAGGUGAUUGAACUUGAGCCAGGUCACUGUGGAAAUUAUGUGCUAAUGUCAAAUGUUUAUGGAGUGGAUGGUCGAUAUGAAGAAGUAUCAGAGUUGAGGCACACAAUGAGGCAACAAAAUGUGAAGAAAAGACCGGGAUGUAGCUGGAUUGAACUCAUGAAUGGUGUGCAUGUUUUUAUAACGGGUGAUAGGACUCAUCCCCAAACCAACUUUAUUUAUGCUGGUUUAAAUUCAUUGACAGCAGUUCUGCAAGAGUAUGGAUAUGUACCAUUUAUCUAGCAUUUGGCAUGCAAAGAAAGUUAGGCAUGGAUACAUGAGGACCUUAUUCUUAUGAUGGAUUAUAUGUUGAAGAGCAGAUCAAUAAAGCAUAGGCCCUUCUAUCUUGGACUUCAGAUAAAGUAACCCUUGAUGUAUCAUUCUAUAAGUUGCAGAAGUUUAGGACAUACUAAAUACAUAAGAUUAAUUCAAGAGUUUGGAUAAGCAUUGUCAGUUCCGUCCUAUCUUGAUUCUGGUGGCCCCUUGUUUUUAUCUCAUUAAGCAUUUAUGAAUCCGAGUAUGGAACCGGUUUUUUCCAAUUGUAUAUAUACAUACAUAUAUACAAACAUUUGUAAUAACUUUUCUGCUCUAUUUGCUUUUACUUCUUUCUUUUCUUUUGACAGAAUUACAGCCGGGAUCUUUUCUUGUUCCUCUACCUUCUUCUGAUCAUAUUUUCAGCAAUGACUUCUUUGAAAAAACAUAAUGGCUCAUCAGCAUUUUUCUGGAAGAAGCAUACUUUACCUUAAUCGGCAUCAAACAGAGGAAUGGAAAAGAUGGAUGCAGAUUGGUGCUCCUUUCAGAAGAUGUGAAAACUUGUAAAUAGAGAUGCUAUAUCUAUGUUUGCUUCCCAGAAAGUUAUGGUUAAAGUAUUAACUUGACCUUUUCUUUGCGUUGUUAAUUUAGUUUGAAAUUAACAUUGUUUUACCUGCUACAACUUGCCUACUGUGAAAAAUUAUCCGUUUCCUUUUGGGGUCUCAAUAUUUUUUUUCUAAUGUUUGUAGUUCAUUGAUUAUAAUUUAUGUCAUAAUGUAUAGGCAGGCUGGCAGGACCAUUUAGAGAGAUAUAGAGGAAUGGUCUAUCUAUAAAGUUUCAACUCAAUACAUGUUAGGUAUUAUGGCAUUGUUUGAUCAUUGUAGCUGACCCUAAUAUCCUGUGGAAAGGAUUUGAUUCUUGUUGUGGUUUUGUAUUUUAAAUGUUAGCAGAUGCCAAGUAGAAAGUGUGGAAUACGAUCUAUUUGAUGACAUGUGAUGGAAAUCAAAGCUUUUAGUUAUCAAAAUGAAACUAAAAUCAAUGUAGCUUAAUGUUGUCGUAAUGCAUACUACUCUCGUAAUGCAUACUACUUUCAACUGCCAUAAUACAUCCAAAAUGGUUUGAAUUUGUCAGGUACUUAUAAGUUAUAACCAUUUGUUCAUAUUUUUGUUCCAUUUUGUAGGUCCUCUUUCUAAUGUAUCAUUAUUUUGCUGCAACAAAGGUAUACAACGCAAUCCGUGUUUUCAUUGGAUUUGGCAACUUCUCCUAUUAUUACAUCAGAAAAUAUUUUAGCCUUGCACGCUUUGCUCAGAUGAUAUGGAAGCUUAAUCUUUUUGUGGUCUUCUGUUGUAUUGUGCUAAACAAUGACUAUAUGCUAUAUUUCCAAUGCACAAGCUUGUCACUUUGAUGGUGUAUGGAGCAUUGGGCAUAUAUAACUAGUACAAAUGUACAAUGAAGUUAGCUCGGUGAUAACUGUAAAGAUUCUUUCAUGCUUUCUUGUGGUGAUCUUGAUUUGGGAAAUUCCUGGAUUCUUUGACUUAAUCUGGAUUCCAUUUGCAAUC
Molecule: messenger RNA, 3887 nt
Organism: Lotus japonicus
Lineage: Eukaryota; Viridiplantae; Streptophyta; Magnoliopsida; Fabales; Fabaceae
Product: pentatricopeptide repeat-containing protein At3g14730
Exons: 4
Coding region: 406-2319 (637 amino acids)
Biological process (GO): RNA modification
Molecular function (GO): protein binding; RNA binding
Source: RefSeq, a predicted model, not a curated record